AUGGCUGAAAAUACUGCUUUGGAUACUAUUGAAGUCCACCCAAUUACUUUUCCACCGGACGUUCUUGCAAGAAUAUCCCCGGAAUUAUCUUUACAAAGACAUUUAUCUCUAGGUAUCAGACCAUGUCUAAGAAAAUAUGAAGAGUUUAGAGAAGUUACAAUAGAAAACAACACUUUGUCUCGUUACGUGGAUACAGAGAAUGUGAAUGCAAAAAACAAUAUCUUAGGGUCGAAUGUUUUGAAAAGUGGAAAAACUAUAGUAAUCACUUCUAUCACUGGUGGGAUAAUAGAAGAAAACAGCGCCUCAAUCAAAGACUUAGAUGAUUUCGGUGAGGAAGAGUUGUACGAAAUAACCAAGGAAGAAAAUGUAGUUGCGAAUUAUGCCUCCAUUUACCCAGUGGUGGAAGUUGAAAGAGGUAGAGUGGGUGCUUGCACUGAUGAAGAAAUGACCAUAUCACAAAAACUAUACGAUUCUGUAUUGCAUUCUAGGAUACUGCCCAAACAGGCUUUGAAAGUGAAGGCAGGUGUUCGUAGUGUGAACGAGGAUGGUACAUUAUCUGUUUUAUAUCCGGAUGAGUUAGAAAACGAUCCAUCAAAUGAAWCAAACCUGAAAAUGAAAAGAAAAUGGUCAUACGUUUUGUAUGCGAAGAUUAUAGUUUUGAGUCGUACUGGUCCAGUUUUUGAUUUGUGCUGGAAUUCCUUAAUGUACGCUUUACAAAAUGUGAAACUGCCUAGAGCAUUUAUAGAUGAACGUGCGUCCGACUUGAGGAUGACUAUAAGAACAAGAGGAAGAAGUGCCACUAUAAGAGAAACAUACGAAAUUUUAUGUGACCAAACAAAAUCACUACCGUUAAUGAUAAACUCACAAAAUAUUGCAUUUGCUUCAAAUUAUGGAGUAAUAGACUUAGACCCUGAAUCACAAUUACAAGAUCCUGAUAACGCUGAAGAAGAAGUUGAUAUUGAUAUGGACGAAGCCAGAUCUGUACUAAUAGCCGAUUUGGAUACUGAAGCUGAAGAAACAAGUAUUCAUUCUACAAUCUCUGUGAUUGCUAAUGCUAAAGGCAACUAUACCCAAUUGACAUUAGUGGGAGCAGGUGCUAAAAUAACACCAAACAUGAUAAAAAGGUCAUUAUUAUUGUCGAAGGUGAGGGCGAAUGAUUUAUCGACAAGAUUAAACACAUAA
Saccharomyces eubayanus is the source of this 1182-nucleotide messenger RNA. It is a transcript of the gene RRP43, whose product is annotated as exosome non-catalytic core subunit RRP43. Bases 1 to 1182 code for a protein of 393 amino acids. The record is from RefSeq and is a predicted model, not a curated record. NCBI's taxonomy places the organism in Eukaryota, Fungi, Ascomycota, Saccharomycetes, Saccharomycetales, Saccharomycetaceae. The transcript has a single exon. Gene Ontology annotation, biological process: nuclear mRNA surveillance; nuclear polyadenylation-dependent rRNA catabolic process; nuclear polyadenylation-dependent mRNA catabolic process. Gene Ontology annotation, cellular component: cytoplasmic exosome (RNase complex); nuclear exosome (RNase complex).